Molecule: messenger RNA, 1300 nt
Organism: Homo sapiens (human)
Lineage: Eukaryota; Metazoa; Chordata; Mammalia; Primates; Hominidae
Gene: RSPH1
Product: radial spoke head component 1
Exons: 9
Coding region: 39-968 (309 amino acids)
Biological process (GO): microtubule-based process
Cellular component (GO): cytoplasm; chromosome; radial spoke head 1
Source: RefSeq, marked reviewed
AGAGGCGCUGCGGCUGUGAUCCAGGCUGGGGCGAGACCAUGUCGGACCUGGGCUCGGAGGAGUUGGAGGAGGAGGGAGAGAAUGAUAUUGGGGAAUAUGAGGGGGGUCGGAAUGAGGCAGGCGAAAGGCACGGACGUGGGAGGGCACGGCUACCCAACGGGGACACCUACGAAGGGAGCUACGAAUUCGGUAAAAGACAUGGCCAGGGGAUCUACAAAUUUAAAAAUGGUGCUCGAUAUAUCGGAGAAUAUGUUAGAAAUAAAAAGCACGGUCAAGGCACUUUUAUAUAUCCAGAUGGAUCCAGAUAUGAAGGAGAGUGGGCAAAUGACCUGCGGCACGGCCAUGGCGUAUACUACUACAUCAAUAAUGACACCUACACUGGAGAGUGGUUUGCUCAUCAAAGGCAUGGGCAAGGCACCUAUUUAUACGCGGAGACGGGCAGUAAGUAUGUUGGCACCUGGGUGAACGGACAGCAGGAGGGCACGGCCGAGCUCAUUCACCUGAACCACAGGUACCAGGGCAAGUUCUUGAACAAAAAUCCUGUUGGCCCUGGAAAGUAUGUAUUUGAUGUUGGGUGUGAACAACAUGGUGAAUAUCGUUUAACAGAUAUGGAAAGAGGAGAAGAGGAAGAGGAGGAAGAAUUAGUAACUGUUGUUCCAAAAUGGAAAGCUACCCAAAUCACUGAAUUGGCCCUGUGGACACCAACUCUCCCCAAAAAGCCGACCUCUACGGAUGGACCUGGCCAAGACGCUCCAGGAGCUGAGAGUGCAGGAGAACCCGGGGAGGAGGCCCAGGCUCUGCUGGAGGGCUUCGAGGGUGAGAUGGACAUGAGGCCUGGAGAUGAAGAUGCAGACGUCCUCCGGGAAGAGAGCCGGGAGUAUGACCAGGAGGAGUUCCGCUAUGACAUGGAUGAGGGAAACAUUAAUUCUGAAGAAGAAGAAACUAGACAGUCAGACCUCCAGGACUAAGAUGAAGUGAGCCGAGAGGAGAUCGUAUCAUAAGAAUGCUUCUGUCGUUAGCCGGGUGCAGUGCUGUGUGUAUCUAGUUCCAGCUACUUGAGAGGCUGAGGCAGGAGGAUUGCUUGAGUCCAGAAAGUGGCAGUUGCAGUGAGUGGAGAUCGCGCCACUGCUCUCCAGCCUGGGUGGCAGAGCGAGACCCUGUCUCAAAAAAUAAACAAAAACAAAAUGCUUCUGUCAGUUAACAAUCUUUAUUAGAGGGUUUUUAGUCUUUCUUUCUCAGCUGUAUGUUAAGUUGAUUGACAAAUGCAAAUAAACGUCUUUAUUAUCCUUUCUUUCUGAAA